Opisthocomus hoazin is the source of this 2655-nucleotide messenger RNA. NCBI's taxonomy places the organism in Eukaryota, Metazoa, Chordata, Aves, Opisthocomiformes, Opisthocomidae. The record is from RefSeq and is a predicted model, not a curated record.
AUGCAGACAGGAGCGAACUCCCAGGUAACUGUGGCCGGGGCCCGCAGGGGACGGGAGGCGGUGCCCCGGCGCUGUUCCCCGGGAACUGGCCUGGGCCGCUUCGUGCUCGAGGCGAAAGCAGUCGGAAAGUCAAGGAAACCCAGCCUGAGCCUGCAGCCGGGCUGCUCCCGCGCCUGCUGCCGAGAGCUGAUGGCGUUUCCGCUGCUGAGCUCAUGUUCCGUGGCUGGUAUUCCAUGUGUAAAGAAGUGGUAUUUUGCGAGUCAUGUCAUAUGCAGUUAUUAUCAGUUCUGCAGUUCUGACUGGGAGGAAAUAAAUUUUGACACACAGAGAAAUGAAGACUCUCUCCAAACAAGUAUUGACGAAUGCUUGGGAGUCAGACAAAAUUUUGAAGAAGAUGACAAUAACAGUAGAGAGUCCCUGUCUAUGACUGACAUCUAUGAGGAAGCUGCAGAAAGCCUGCAUCAGUUAGCUGACAAACUGCCUGCCCCAGGCAGAGCAAUGGUUGAUGUAAUACUGCAAGCUGUUGAACAAGAUGGACCCAAGUUAAAAGACUGCUUACCUGCUAUUGGUGCCCUGAAACACCUGAGAGAAUGGCACUCGGCGCAAAUCUCCAUGGCAGCGAAUGACUCCAAAGGUAGUUGGCAAAAGAUUGCAGACUAUCUAUCAGCAGACUUUGUAUCCUCAGAUAAUAUCAUGAAUGUUAUUGAUUUGAAAGAACUGUGGAGAGGAAAGAUUCAGAUAUGGGAAAGAAAGUUUGGAUCAGAAGUUAGGUUUCCAGAAUUUUGUAUGAAGAGCCCUUCAGCAAAGACAUUCAGCACUUCACAUUUAAGUUCUUGCUUUGCCGUUAAAAAAGGGCGACAACCGAGGAAUACUGAUGCUUUGCCAGAGGUUUUUCAUUACUACGGUCCUGCACUAGAAUUUUUACAGUUGGUGGUGCUCUCUGAUCUGCCCUCCUGUUUUAUAUCAGAUCUGGAAUUCGAGCUGUGCAAAAUCUGUGACAAGGUAGGAGCUUUAUUUACAUUACCAUGUAAUGUAAGCAGUGUAGUGAUCCCAUCCCCUGCCCAGCUGAGUACCAAGAAAUGGAAGGAAUAUAUGGCUAAGAAACCAAAGGUCAUUACUGUUCCAGAAAUUGAACUGAAAGGAGAAUCUUGCCGAUAUUAUUUCUUGCUACAAGGCAAUGGCUCUGGAGGAUGUAAAGCAACCUUGAUUCAUGCAGCUAGCCAGAUCAAUGGUACAGCCGCUCUUGCUGCAGUAAAUAGAAAGCUAAAGACAAAAGAAGAAGAAACAGAAUCAGGCUUUCGUAUUGCUGACUUUAUCAAGUCUCUGCCACAUUUUUGUGGAGAGGAGAUUGUACAGAAAGAAAAGCAACUGUGUCGUCUCCAAGUGUUUGCCUUGAAGGAAUAUCUCAAGAGAAAGGAAUUGACCGGGCAGCCUCCAGUUAUUUCUACUGAGGAGUUCAAAAACAUGUUAGAACUUACAAGAGAAUGUUUUUUGGACCUGUGCAACACCAGUCUUCCUAAACCUGUUCUAGAGAAGGUUGCCAGUGAAACUAGGGUUAUCCAUCAUAUAUUCCUUACAGAAUCUGAUUUAAUGGAGCUAGAUCCAAUGGAGUGGCCAGAAAGACAUGUUCUUCAGAAUUUGGAAAACUCUGAAAAAAGCAAACAAAAAAUGAGAGUUUCUAUGUUUGCACAGUCAUCUGAGCAACUGCUGGGGCAUGAAGAUAGCCAGAGGGAGUCACUGACGUUGCUCGAUGCUAAAGAAUUACUGAAAUAUUUCACACCAGAGGGGCUACCAGUUGGUGAUCUUCAGCCACUACAAAUUCCCAAACGUGAAAACGCAUUCCUUUUGACACCAGAGCUUACUCCUCAGCAACUCAGAGAUUUGCCGUUUGAAAAAGCAGCUGGAUGCCAUUAUCAUGGACUUGAAUUCUGUCUAGAUAACGGAAGAGCUUUAGAGAGAGAUGUGGGAUAUGCUGAACUUCAAACUCGUCUUAUUCGUUAUGAAACUCAGACUACUUGCACCAAAGAGUGCUGCCCUGUGCCGUUUGUCUUGAGCCCUCUCCCGUCUCCUGCAGUCUUGUCAGAGCCUGGAAGUGUCCCUGAUGGAGAGUCUUUACAAAGGGAAUUCAAAACAGAGGCAUCAAGGCUAAAACGCAGAGCAAAAGACUUGGAUUGCUUUCAUCCCAAGAAAAGGCUAACCAAAUCUGAGAGUACAGAUUCCCUCCUCUCUCAGGCAAGUGGAAGUAGUGGGAGUCACUACACAGCUGUGGUAAUGAGGAAGUGCACUGAGAGAUCAGUUUCUUUAGCUUCGAUGCCAUUGAAACAGGCUGGUCAGCCCCACAAAGUAAUCACUAAGGCUGGAUCAGCAAGUCACAGAAGUGCAACUGAAUCUGAGACUUCAAAGCCAGCCAAGGAAUCGAGGUCUCAGAAACAUACAAGGAUGCUGAAGGAGGUGGUUGCUAAGACUCUUCAAAAACAGGGAAUUGCAAAGGAUCACAAGUGCUUUGCAUCGUGCAGCCAGCGUCUAUUUGAGAUAUCAAAGUUCUACUUAAAGGAUCUUAAAACUUCUAGAGGACUUCUUGAUGAGAUGAAGAAAACAGCAUAUAACAAUGCUAAACAGGUGAUUGAAUGGGUUUUGGAGAAGACUGGCAAGUAG